CCUUGGGCUUACCCAAGGAGGCGGCACAUAUCUAUUAGAAAUAAAUAUCAAUAUAAUGAAGGGUCUGGAUUGCUGUUUGUUCGUUUCUCUUCUUCUUCUAUCUUCAUUUUCAUUUUUUUUGUCGGCUCUUUCCGAUGCCGAAGUUUAUUCCAUCACACGCCGCCAGCUCUUGACCCUUCAUGAGAACGAUGAUUUGUCCGAUGAUUAUGAAACCAAAAUCCAAGUCAACGAAACCUUCUCCAGUCCCAGACUUCGGCGAGCUUACAUUGCCCUUCAAGCUUGGAAGAUGACUAUUUAUUCUGACCCAUUGAACACCACUGCCAAUUGGGUCGGCGCCGAUGUCUGUUCCUACACCGGCGUCUUCUGUGCCCCCGCCCUUGACGACCCUGAACUCGAAGUUGUCGCCGGCAUUGAUCUCAACCAUGCCGACAUUGCUGGCUACCUACCCGUUGAGCUCGGUUUGCUGACUGACAUCGCCCUAUUCCACAUCAAUAGCAACCGAUUCUGCGGUAUCGUUCCCACAAGCUUCUGGAGGCUCACACUCCUAUAUGAAUUCGACAUUAGCAACAAUCGAUUCGUCGGCAACUUCCCAGAAGUUGUCAUCAGGAUCCCCAAUCUCAAAUACCUCGACCUCAGAUUCAAUGAUUUCGAAGGCGAAUUGCCCCCAACACUUUUCACCAAGGAAUUGGAUGCCAUUUUCCUCAACAACAAUAGGUUCACCUCCAACAUCCCGGAGAAUUUUGGCGACUCCCCAGCGUCGGUGAUUGUAAUUGCCAACAACAAUUUCACGGGAUGCAUUCCGAGCAGCAUUGGGAAAAUGGGGAACACGUUGAAAGAGUUCGUGAUGUUGAACAAUGGACUUGCGGGCUGUAUUCCAGGGGAGAUUGGGUUGCUUGGAAAUGCCACGGUGGUAGAUGUUUCAUACAACAAAUUGAGUGGGAUCUUACCCAAGAGCUUUGAUGGGUUGAAGGGAGUGGAGGCAUUAGAUAUUUCUGGGAAUUCGUUGACUGGGUUUGUGGCGGAGGGCGUUUGCAACUUGCCCAAAUUGGUUAAUUUCACAUUCUCUAACAAUUUCUUCAAUGGCGAGGCCGAGAGUUGCGUGCCCCAUAACAAAAAGAACAUUGUGUUAGAUGAUUCAAGCAAUUGUUUGUCAAAGAGGCCUAACCAAAAAACGACAGAAAUUUGUACUUCAGUGAUCCAUAAAACCGUUGAUUGCGGUAAGGCUAAAUGCGGCGGAGGAUCGUCACCACCAUCACCGACCACAUCGACGUCCAUGCCACCAAAGCCGGAACAGCCCCCACCCGCACCGAUCCAAUCUCCACCACCAGCACCGAUCCAAUCUCCACCACCAGCACCGGUUCAAUCUCCACCACCCGCACCCGUGCAAUCUCCACCACCCGCACCCGUGCAAUCUCCACCACCACCGAUCUACUCCACACCACCACCGGUGCACUCUCCACCACCACCGGUGCACUCCCCACCACCACCCGUCCAAUCUCCUCCACCACCACCGGUGCACUCUCCUCCACCACCGGUCUACUCCCCACCAACACCCGUCCAAUCUCCUCCACAACCACCGGUGCACUCUCCACCACCACCGAUCCAAUCUCCUCCACAACCACCGGUGCACUCUCCACCACCACCGGUCUACUCCCCACCACCAUCGGUGCACUCCCCACCACCACCUGUCCAAUCUCCUCCACCACCAGUUUUCUCCCCACCCCCACCGGUUUUCUCUCCACCACCUCCGGUGCACUCCCCGCCUCCUCCAGUCCAUUCACCACCGCCUCCGGUCCACUCUCCACCACCACCCGUGCACUCUCCACCACCUCCGGUCCAGUCUCCACCACCACCAGUGCACUCUCCACCACCGCCCGUCCACUCUCCACCACCACCUUCUCCAUCUCCCUCUCCUCCUCCUCCAGUCGUCUCUCCACCGUCUCCACUAGAGGACAUCAUUCUUCCACCAAAUAUUGGCUUUGAAUACUCAUCACCUCCUCCACCGCUAUUCCCUGGAUACUAAGUAAGAAGCGGCAAGUCAUCAACUCUCAUCUCUAUUUUUACAAUUUUUUUUCACAUUACCAAAAAUAAAAUUCCACCACUUUUGUUA
This is a messenger RNA of Momordica charantia (bitter melon), 2110 nucleotides long. The record is from RefSeq and is a predicted model, not a curated record. Lineage: Eukaryota; Viridiplantae; Streptophyta; Magnoliopsida; Cucurbitales; Cucurbitaceae.